Molecule: messenger RNA, 865 nt
Organism: Solanum tuberosum (potato)
Lineage: Eukaryota; Viridiplantae; Streptophyta; Magnoliopsida; Solanales; Solanaceae
Product: ER membrane protein complex subunit 6
Exons: 5
Coding region: 161-472 (103 amino acids)
Biological process (GO): protein folding in endoplasmic reticulum; autophagosome assembly
Cellular component (GO): endoplasmic reticulum; EMC complex; membrane
Source: RefSeq, a predicted model, not a curated record
UAAACCCUAUUUAGUACAAGGAGGUUGAGCCAGGAUUAUUGCAGACUUCAUUCUGCCAUUGCUUCUUAAUACGGUAAAUUAUUUUGUUGUGUUGAUGAAUGCAAUCUGAGUGACCACAAAGUUCAAUUCUUCUCGAUCUACAGAAAAGUCGAGCAGCGGUAUGGAUGAUUUGCCGACUUUCAAUGCUGAGAAUAUGCAAAACAACAUGAAAGUUAUUCUGUACAGCCGCACAUUCAUGGCAAUCAUUGGUGGUGUCAUUGCCGGCAUUCUGGGACUUAAUAGCUUGACAGGAUUUAUCUUUUAUUUUCUUGUCAUGGCAAUGACUUCAGUAGCACUCACUGCGAAGGCCAACUUUUCAAUCCACUCCUACUUUGACAGUUGGAACAGAAUCUUGCUUGAUGGAUUUUUUGGCGGGCUUAUGUCAUUUGUGCUCUUCUGGACAUUUGCGUAUGACAUCGUGCAUAUAUUCUGAGGGUCUUGUGUGAGAUGAAGACCUUCACUAUCCUUGAUGCUGGAAGCUAGCUCACGUGCACAUCAGAAGAUGCUAGACAUUUUCAAGUUCAAAGUAGAGGAUAUUCAAAGUUUGCACUCACGGUUUUCCUUUCUUUUAAGCUUUGCUUGAAAUUAUUACCGCGGAACAAACCAGUGUUUCAAAUUUUAGAGUUGGGAGUAGUUGAACAUUUUGAUCUUGAGUAUAGUUUUUGUUAGGUUACUUAUAUUUUGAGUUGAAAAGCUUGAGUGAUUGUAUAAGGCUAUAAGCAGUUAGACAUUUGAAAUCACUGUUGAAUGAUAUACACAAGUUGGUAAUCACCGCCUAAUCUAAUUAUUCAGGUUCAAAGUUGUUGCAGUUGAGCCUUUUUGUUGA